Messenger RNA from Fraxinus pennsylvanica, 1707 nucleotides. The record is from the annotation of a GenBank genome assembly. NCBI's taxonomy places the organism in Eukaryota, Viridiplantae, Streptophyta, Magnoliopsida, Lamiales, Oleaceae.
AUGAGAACAAGCCCAGUUUUCUUGCUGGGAUUUGCUUUGGUUCUUUUGGCUUCUUCGUAUGCUUCGGCUGCAAUCGUAGAGCAUUCAUUCCAUGUGAAAAAUCAUACUGUCAAGCGAUUAUGCAAGACACAAGUGAUCACUGCAGUAAAUGGAAGUCUUCCAGGCCCAUCUCUCCGUGUACGAGAGGGUGAUACGCUUGUCGUCCAUGUUUUUAACCUCUCCCCGUACAACCUCACUAUUCAUUGGCAUGGAGUUUUCCAAUUGCUCAGCGGGUGGGCUGAUGGACCCGAAUUCACAACCCAGUGUCCGAUCCGGCCCGGACACAGCUACACCUAUAGGUUUAACAUUACAAGGCAGGAGGGGACUCUCUGGUGGCAUGCACAUGUUCAGUGGCUCCGGGCGACAGUUUAUGGAGCCUUAAUUAUCCGACCCAGGGCUGGCCGGUCAUAUCCGUUUCCAAAGCCACACAAAGAAGUCCCCAUUCUUCUUGGAGAAUGGUGGAAUGCUAAUGUUAUUGACGUAGAAAAUGAAGCUCUAGCAACCGGAAAUGCACCUAACGUAUCAGACGCGUACACAAUCAAUGGUCGCACCGGGGAUCUUUACCCGUGCUCUUCAAAUAGUACAUAUCGGCUAAAAGUGAAACGAGGAAAAACGUAUCUCUUGCGUAUCAUCAAUGCUGCGCUCAAUAACCAACUAUUUUUCAAGAUAGCCGAUCACAAAAUGACAGUGGUUGCAGUCGAUGCUACGUACACAAAUCCCUAUGUCACCGACGUCGUGGUAACUGGGCCCGGACAGACCACAGAUGUUCUCUUGAAGGCCGAUCAGCCACCGGCACUGUACUACAUGGCAGCAAAUCCCUAUGCUAGUGCAGCAGGAGUUCCAUUUGAUAACACUACAACAACUGGGAUUAUAGUGUACAAGGGUGCUACCCAAUCCACCCCUAAAAUGCCUGUCCUUCCAGCAUUCAAUGACACCCCUACCGCCCACAAAUUUUUUAGCAAUCUAACUGGGCUUGUUACUGGGCCUUUCUGGUGCCCUGUACCAAAAAAAGUGGACGAACGUAUGUUUAUAACUGUUGGGCUGGGCUUGGUUCCAUGUGGAAGCCCAGGGAACACAUCCUGCCCGGGCCCACUUGGGCAAAGAUUUGCUGCUAGCAUGAAUAAUGCAUCUUUCCAGUUUCCUAAUAAAUUGUCAAUGCUGGAGGCAUUUUUCAACAACGUUGGUGGAGUUUAUACCACUGAUUUUCCUAAUACUCCACCAGUGAGAUUUGAUUAUACAAAUCCUAAUAACAGCCUUAAUCGAGCAAUCAUAAUGACUACGAAGUCGACAAAAGUGAAGAAAGUUAAGUACAAUGCAACGGUAGAGAUUGUGAUGCAGAAUACAGCUCUAAUUGGGAUCGAAAAUCAUCCUAUACACUUGCAUGGAUUCAACUUCUAUGUUUUGGCUCAAGGAUUUGGCAACUUCAAUAGGACUAGGGACACUAAAAAGUUCAACUUUGUAAACCCACAAGAGCGUAAUACCAUCGGCGUGCCGGUUGGAGGAUGGGCUGUGGUUAGAUUCCGAGCAAAUAAUCCAGGUGUAUGGUUGAUGCAUUGUCACUUGGACGUACACUUGCCUUGGGGUCUUGCUACUGCUUUCGUCGUGGAGAAUGGACCAACGCCAUCAACAAGCCUGCCUCCACCUCCUCCAGAUCUUCCUAAAUGUUAA